GUUCGAACUCGGCGCCUCCGAGGUUCGCUGGUUCUCUAGGUCGUGUGUCGGAGGCUUCCACGUCGCGGCCUGCGCUGUCCUAGGCUUCGAGCGCAGAGGAGCCGUGCUGCGCCUUGGCCUGGGUCGCAAAGUACAGCUGCGACCUGGUGCUCGAGAUGUUGUUGAACAGAUGUGAUUGAAGCAGAUUGGGGACCCGAGUCACUAUCUGACUGGGGAAGUCUUCGAACUUAAGCAGAAGCAGAUUUGUGAAAACAAUAUCGGAAAGACAGUAGAAACAUUUUAUUUUCUAAACAUCUUAUUUAAUUUCAAUGCUCAGCUUAUUUCAAUAAGGAAAUGGAAUCUAGUUCAUCCGACUACUACAAUAAAGACAAUGACAAUGAGGAAGAAGGUUUGCUUGCAAAUGUUGCUUCAUUGAGACAUGAACUGAAAAUAACAGAAUGGAGUUUGCAGAAUUUAGGAGAAGAGUUGUCCAGUGUUAGUCCGAGUGAAAAUUCUGAUUAUGUCUGCAAUCCUUCAAGAUCUGAAAGGCUUAUUUUGGAAGAGCUUACUCAACCUAGCCGCCUGGGACUUUUAAAGUAUCCACCUUAUAAGAAAGUUUGUAAAACGUCUGGUAGUACUGAUUAUCAAAAGAAGACAAGAGAUAAGGUUUCUUUUUCAUCUGCUUCUAUGGAUCAAGAGGUUAAAAGCCUUCGAGAGAAACUUAAUAAACUUAGGCAACAGAAUGCUUGUUUGGUCACUCAGAAUCAUUCCCUAAUGACGAGGAUGGAGUCUGUGCACUUUGAACUUACACAGUCAAAAGCAAAAAUGUCUUUGCUUGAGUCUGCGCAAGAGCAGGCAGCCAACAUCCCAAUCUUAGAAGAACAGAUUAUAAAUUUGGAAGCAGAAGUUUCAGCUCAAGAUAAAGUUUUAAGAGAAGCAGAAGAUAAAUUAGAGCAGAGUCAGAAAAUGGUGAUUGAAAAGGAACAGAGUUUACAAGAGGCCAAAGAGGAAUGUAUAAAAUUGAAGGUGGACUUACUUGAACAAAGUAAACAAGGAAAAAGAGCUGAACGACAAAGAAAUGAAGCGCUGUAUAAUGCGGAAGAGCUGAGCAAAGCUUUCCAGCAAUAUAAAGAAAAAGUGGCUGAAAAACUGGAAAAGGUUCAAGCUGAAGAAGAAAUAUUAGAGAAAAAUCUUAGUAACUGUGAAAAAGAAAACAAAAGGCUUCAAGAAAAGUGUAAUCUGUAUAAAAGUGAACUUGAAAUUUUGAAAGAGAAAUUCAGGCAGUUAAAAGAAGAGAAUAACAAUGGAAAAGAAAAAUUAAGAAUUAUGGCAAUGAAAAAUUCAGAAGUCAUGUCACAGUUAACUGAAUCUAGGCAAAGUAUCCUGAAACUAGAGAGUGAGUUAGAAGACAGAGAUGAAGUAUUGCGAGAAAAAUUUUCUUUAGUAAAUGAAAACCGAGAAUUGAAGGUUCGUGUUGCAGCACAGAAUGAACGACUGGAUUUGUGUCAGCAGGAAAUAGAUAGUUCAAGGUUGGAGCUGCGGAGCUUAGAAAAACUGAUGUCCCAGAUGCCGUUAAAAAGAGAAGUAGUUGGCUAUAAGUCAUCUCUUUCUAAGCACCAGACGAAUACUUUUUCUAACAAGGAGGACAAUUGCCUUGGCUGCUGUGAGGCAAAUAAAUUGAUGAUUUCAGAAUUGAGGAUUAAGCUUGCAAUAAAAGAGGCUGAAAUUCAGAAGCUUCAUGCAAACCUAACUGUGAAUCAGUUGUCUCAGAAGUGUGCUUCUUGUGAUGGUGUUCAAGAAGGCGGCAAAGUAAACACUUUAGAAACAGAGCCUGUUAAAUUAGGUGGUAGUCAAAUUGAAAAUGUGAAGGAGAGAAACAAACAUACUAUAAACAAGCAGUAUGAAAGAGAGAAAGAAAGACUUGCUACUGGAAUAGAAGAACUACGUGCUAAGCUAAUACAAGUAGAAGCUGAGAAUUCUGAUUUGAAGGUUAACAUGGCACACAGAACUAGGCAAUUUCAGCUGAUUCAAGAGGAACUGCUAGAGAAAGCUUCAAAUGCUAGCAAACUGGAAAGUGAAAUGACAAAGAAAUGUUCUCAACUUUUAACUCUAGAAAAACAGCUGGAAGAAAAAAUUAUUGCAUAUUCUUCUAUUGCUGCAAAAAAUGCAGAACUUGAACAGGAGCUCAUGGAGAAGAAUGAAAAAAUAAGAAACCUUGAAUCUAAUAUCAAUACAGAACAUGAGAAAAUUUGUUUUGCUUUUGAAAAAGCAAAGAAAAUUCACCUUGAACAGCAUAAAGAAAUGGAAAAACAGAUUGAACGACUUGAAAGUCAACUAGAGAAAAGAGACCAGCAAUUCAAAGAACAAGAAAAGACUAUGUCCAUUUUGCAGCAAGAUAUACUAUGUAAACAACAUCACCUUGAAUCACUAGACAGGCUCUUGACGGAAAGUAAAGUGGAAAUGGAAAAAGAAAAUACGAAGAAAGAUGAAGCUUUGAAAGCAUUGCAAAUUCAUGUAUCUGAAGAAACAAUCAAGGUCAGACAACUGGAUUCAGCUUUAGAAAUCUGUAAGGAAGAACUUGCUUUGCAUUUGAAUCAGUUGGAAGGAAAUAAGGAAAAAUUUGAAAAACAGCUGAAGAAGAAGUCUGAAGAGGUAUACUGUUUGCAGAAAGAGCUAAAGGUGAAGAGUCAUAGUCUUCAGGAGACGAGCGAGCAGAAUGCAGUUCUGCAGCACACUCUCCAGCAGCAGCAGCAGAUGCUACAGCAGGAGACACUCAGAAACGGAGAGCUCGAAGACAUUCAGGCCAAACUUGAAAAGCAGGUAUCAAAGCAGGAACAAGAGCUUCAGAGACUAAAGGAAAGCUCAGCAGAAAAGUUGAGAAAAAUGGAAGAGAAACAUGAAACAGCCAUACACGAUGCUGAUGUGAAAAGGCAAAAAAUUAUCGAGCUUACUGGUACUGUCAGACAAGCUAAACUUGAGAUGGAUCAGUGCAAAGAAGAGCUGUCUAAAAUGGAAAAAGAAAUAAUACAUCUGAAACGAGAUGGGGAAAAUAAAUCCAUACAUCUUUCUCAGUUAGAUAUGAUUUUAGAUCAGACAAAGACAGAACUCGAAAAGAGAACAAAUGCAGUGAAGGAGUUAGAAAGGUUGCAGCACCACACCGAAGCUGAACUAACAGAUACCGUGCAGAAACGGGAAGCCCUCGAAACUGAACUGCAGAAUGCUCACGGAGAACUGAAAAGUACCUUAAGACAGCUACAGGAACUGAGAGACGUACUACAAAAGGCUCAGUUAUCAUUAGAGGAAAAGUACAGUACAAUCAAGGACCUCACUGCUGAACUUAGAGAAUGUAAGAUGGAAAUUGAAGACAAAAAACAAGAACUCGUUGAAAUGGAUCAGGCGCUUAAGGAGAGAAACUGGGAGCUAAAGCAGAGAGCAGCUCAGGUUACACAUUUGGAUAUGACCAUUCGUGAGCACAGAGGAGAAAUGGAACAAAAAAUAAUCAAGUUAGAGGGUACUCUGGAGAAAUCAGAAUUAGAACUUAAGGAAUGCAACAAACAGGUAGAAAGUUUAAAUGAAAAGUUGCAUAAUGCCAAAGAACAGCUUCGGGAGAAGGAGUUUAUAAUGCUCCAGAAUGAACAGGAGAUAAGUCAGCUGAAAAAGGAAACGGAAAGAACACAACAAAGGAUGAAAGAAAUGGAAAAUGUUAUAAAAGAACAAGAAGAGUACAUUGCUACCCAGUACAAGGAGGUCACUGAUUUGGGGCAGGAACUGAGGCUGACCCAGGAGCAAAUGCAGAACUUCCGUUCAGAACUGGUGGAGGCUCGUCGCCAAGAAGUCCAAGCACAGAGAGAAAUAGAAAGACUCUCUGGCGAAUUGGAGGAUAUAAAGCAACUCUCUAAAGAAAAGGAAGCUCAUGGAAAUCGUUUGGCUGAAGAAUUAGGGGCCUCUCAAGUACGUGAAGCUCAUUUAGAAGCAAGAAUGCAAACAGAAAUAAAGAAAUUAUCCUUAGAAGUAGACUCUCUCAAAGAAGCUUAUCAUAUGGAGAUGAUUUCACAUCAAGAGAAUCAUGCAAAGUGGAAGGUUUCUGCUGAUUCUCAGAAGACGUCUGUUCAACAGCUAAAUGAACAACUAGAGAAAGCAAAACUAGAAUUAGAAGAAGCUCAGGAUACAGUAAGCAAUUUGCAUCAACAAGUUCAAGACAGGAAUGAAGUCAUCGAAGCUGCAAAUGAAGCAUUGCUUAUUAAAGAAUCGGAAUUAACCAGAUUGCAAGCCAAAAUUUCGGGACAUGAAAAGACAGAAGACCCCAAGUUUCUCCCAGCUUCAUUUACAGCUCUAACAGAAAUUAUGCCUGAUAGUCAAGAUCCUAAGUUUGCCAAACAUUCUCAGAUAUCAUUCUUCAAAUGCAGAAAACUGCGUCGCUCUAUUAGUGCCAGUGACCUUAGUUUUAAAAGUCAUGGCAACGAAGAUCUCUCUGAAGAAUUGCUACAGGACUUAAAUAAAAUGCAAUUAGAACAGCCCUCAGCAUCAGGAGGUGGUCGUAAAGCCCUAGCUUUCAACCGUUCAGAUUCCUCUAAACCUCUCCCAUAUAACCUGGAAGAUGAUAGUUCUGAAAGUAAUGACUUUAGUACUCUUAGUGGAAUGCUAAGAUAUAUAAACAAAGAAGUGAGAUUGUUAAAAAAGUCUUCUCCGCAGACAGCUGCUGGUUUAACUCAGGUAUGUAUUUCACACAUUACCAGAUAAGUUAUUUGUACCAGGCAUAUUGUUGCAUACCUGUGAUCCCAGCACUUAGGAGAGAGAAGAAGGAGAAUUGUUGGGUUCAAGAUCUUCAUGGGGCGGUGGAGGGGAGAAAAGGUAAUAUUUUUUCUUCAAUGGAUAUUAUUUUAUUACUUGAGGGAAAAAAAUCCCAUAUAGGGUUUGGAGAGAUGGCUCAGGGUUAAGAGCACUGACUGUUCUUCCAGAGGUCCUGAGGUCAGUUCCCAGCAACCACAUGGUAGCUCACAACCAUCAGAUGCGCUCCUCUGGCCUGCAAGCAUACAUGCAGAAAACACUAUAUACAUAAUAAAAAUUUUUUUUUUAAAAAAAUCCAUAUAGAUUGAUCCUCUCUCAUCCAAAGUGUUUGAGACCAGAAGUUUCAGGCUUCCUCAGAUUGGAGAUAUUUGCAUAGUAUCUGGGAGAUAUUAAUGAGCAAGUGAGUUUCUGAAGAUGAAGUUUAGAAUUUAUUUAUCAUUAACAGAUAGAUGAUAUUUAAAGCCAUAAUGCUGGGUUAAACCAGUGGGAUAAAUUGAGACAGAAACAGUCAUUUCCUAAGUAUUUUGCUCUAAGGAAGUGUUCAAGAAUUGAAGAUUCUAGGAUGGAAAUGUAAUUCGGUUGAUAGGGUAUCUGCCUAGUAUGACCGAAGUCCUAGGUUCACUCUCCGGCUCUGUGUACACUGGGCAUUCAUUCACCUUUAUAGGAUUAUUAGAUGGUAGUACAUAAUAAUAUUAUAUAUUAUUGUUAUAGGAUUAUUCCUGGCACCUGGGAGCUGCUAGGGCCAGAGUUUAUGGUUGUCCUAGGUUACUGAGUAAGUUCCAGGCCAUCCUUAGCUACAGGAGAUAUUGUUCAAAAACAAAACAAAAUAAAAUAAACAACAAACCAUCCAACCAAACAAAAACAACUUGGGAGGCAGAAGCAAGGUGUAUCUCUGAGUUCCAGGACAACCAGGACUAGAUAGUAAAACCCCCACCCCCAACCAUCUGAAGGAGGGAGGGAGAGAAAAUUCAAGAUUCAAUAUGGUUAACUGGAAAACAAUUCUUUUAUGAAAUAGAAGAAAAAAAUAAAAGUACAAAAUUGUUCACAAGCCUUACUGGAAACAAAACAUGUUAAGGAGAUCAGGAGGCCAGGCUGUGUGAGUAUGAAAACAGUGGCGGGAGAGAAAUUUCUUUAUUGAUUGUCUCUGUGAAAACAACUUUUUCUAUCUAAAUCAGGGUAAGGUAAUGGAAGUUUGAGGGUUUUGUUUUGUUUUUUGCUUUGUUUUGAUUUGUUUUUGACUAUCUGUCUAGGCAGCCUGGCUGGGCUCCAACCCCCAGAGAUCCCAAAUGAUAAUUAGUGCUACAGAUACACAAGACUGGUUUUGGUAAAAAUAAUGAUAUUUUAUACAGGAUAAAUCUGACCCCAAAAUGAUAAAUUUGUAAUUAUAACAUAUAGUAUUGACUAUAUACAAGGUACUAUUCUAAAUUCUUAAUAUAAACUCAAUCCUUCAAACAACCCUGUGAUAUAUACUAUUAUAUCAGUAAUAGUAACUAAUACUGCUUAGUAUUUCUUCUAUUGUAGUGAUAUUAUUAUCUCCAUCGUAUCAAUGAAAGUCUGAGUCCCUGCUCUUACCCACUGUGCUCUAUUGAGAAUAUUAGUGAAUAGUGAUCCUACAUGUUCUGGCCUUGACACUGCUUUCUCAGAUGGGGUUCAGAGAGAACUUCAGCUGGGUUUGGUGAUCCAUAACUUUAAUUCCAGCACUGGGAAGACAGAGGCAGGUGGAUUUCUCUGAAUUAAAGGCAGCCUGAGCUACAUAGUAAGACAGUGUAGAAAGAGACAGGGGAGAGGCAGACACUUGAAAAUACUGUACAACUAAUAAAAUUAUUUCUUAUUCUGUACACCAUUAAACUGUACACAUGUACUUUUAUGUCAUCUUACCUAUUCAAUUGUCAUGAAAGUUUGGUGCCAAAUUAAAAUAUUCAAAAUACUAUAGCUGUUUUUUUAAAUUAGUUUUUUCAAGAUAGGAUUUCUUUGUGUAGCCCUGGCUGGCCUGGAACUCACAGAGAUCUGUCUGCCUUUGCCUCCCAAGUGCUGGGAUUAAAGCUGUGCGCCCCACCACCCAAGUGCCAGUUCUUAAAUUUAGAAUUGGAUUCAUAAACCCUAAUGUUGAGUUCUGUACUCAGAUGUUUUGUUUGUUGUAAAUGAUGUUCUACUGAGUUUUAAUGCAUUAACCACGUACUUAGAACUUUAUACUCAUGUAGUUCAGGAGGCUUGAUUGCUUUGACUGUGUUGUUUUAAUGGAUUUUCUCUAAUUCACCAUACAUAUAUUGUGCCUUAAUCUUAAGAGUAACUGAAGACAUCUUCUCAAUACUUUUUCUUAAGGGCCUGUGUCUUUUCUUACCUAAUUUACUGUUACCUUUCUUUUAAAAAGAAAGUAAGAAGAUUCAUAGCUAAGAUUGUUAAUUGUUGAAUGAAAUUUUGAAAUCAUUGUUUAUUAUUUAGUCAUUUACAUAUGUUGAAUUAAUAAAUGCUUACUGGUUUAUAAAAUGUUACAUAAGAAAUUUUUCAAUUAGGAUACAGAGCCUUGAUCUACAGGCUAGUUCUGAUUCUCAGUUUAUUUUGCGUACUGUUAAGUAUGCAUUACACUAAUUUCCAGUUUAAAAGCAGGAUUUUAAAAUUCUCUUAUCCUAGGGAAACUUAAAGUAUAGUUAUAACAAAACCUGGUAUGCCAGACUGAUAGAAAAAUAAUUUAUUCGAUUAGAGAUGGGUUGCUUUCAGUUUUGUUUUUCUGUUUCAUGGAUGGUUACCCACACAGUCUAGGGCAGCACUGGGUUCAUGACUGAAGACAUUGCGUAGACGUUUAUGGCACCACAGUAAAGAGAACCCACAGAACGUUUUGUCCUGACUGCCAUUCUUUACUCUUUAUUGCUACACUUAAUUCCCUUUAUCUUUCAUGUUCAGAUUUAAUACGCACUGCUUGAUACAUCAGUUUCGUUUUGUUAUGUAUAGCGAAUGCCUUACUGUCAAAUGUUUAGUUUGAAGAGGGCACGAGACACUAGAUUUGUUUUCUAGCUAUGGUGAGAGAAUAUCAUCUUAAAGCACAGUUAGCACAACUGAGCAAACCUUAAAUGUGCACACAAAAAAGUAUUUAAUAAAUAUUAACUUUCUUUCUUGUGUUACAGCCUAAAUACUGAUUUUUCCUGUGGUUAGCAGUCUGUUUCCUAGGUUGGAAAUCCAGUUCAUAGGAAAGCCUCCACAUAGGAAUGUUAAAUCAGGCUCCUGUCUCUGACAAAAACUCAACUAAAAAAAAAUAACCCCAAAACAAGCAAACAAACAAAAGAAGUUUUACAUAUGGAAAACUCUGAACACAUUCAGGUUGUUCAGAGACCUCAUGAUAAGAGCUCCUGUUCUGGGCCUGGAGAGAGGGCUCAGAGUACCCGCGGUUCAGAGCUGACAGUUUGAGGGACUCUGAUGGCCGUCUGCCUCUGUAGACCUGCUCUCACAUGUAGCACACACUUACACAGGUAAUUAUAACUGACGCCCUCCUGUUUUGACUAGUCAUGGUUACACAAUUUCAUGAUCCCACUAAGGCAAGAAGAGCACAAAUUGAAAGCUAACCUGAGCACAGUACUCUCUCUGCCGGAAAAAAAAAAAAAAAAAAAACAAGCUUCCCAUUCUAAUUUUGUUUUGGACUACAGCAAAGGAAAUUUAUUAAGAGCUCUAUUAGGAACUUAUAAAAUAUUACUCAUGUCCAUCCUAUUUCCAAAAAGGGCAGUAAAGAGCUCACAAAAAGUGAUUGUGAGAAAUGACAAAAUGAGCUAAAAGGGAAACAAAGAUAGGAAACAUAUGAGACCAUGACAAUAUUUUCCAAUUCAAGGUAUGAUAAGAUUUGACCCAUUUUUUAAACUCUCUUUUGUCGACUGAGAUUUCUGUUCUGCCCAGUUCCCACAGUUGUUAAGUCCCAAAGGAAUCACACAGAGGUCUACAUUAGUUAUAAACUGAUUGGCCCAUUAGCUCAGGCUCUUUAUUAACUCUUAUAACUUAUAUUAGCCCAUUAUUCUUGUCUAUGCUAGCCAUGUGGCUCAGUAUCUUAUUCAGCAAGGCAGUCACAUCUUGCUUCUUCUGUGGCUGGGCCAGGACUGCAGAGGAAUGGGCUUCCUUCUUCCCAGAAUUCUCCUGUUCUCAUUGCCUUGCCUCUACUUCCUGCCUGGCUACUGACCAAUCAGCAUUUUAUUUAAAAAUAUAAUUGACAGAAUACAGACAGUUGUCCCACACUACUCCUCAGUCUUCAUCUGUCUUUCUUCUUUCCUGUGCUGUGUUGCUUUACCUGCAGGUAUCUCUCUGUCGGCUUCAUUUCUCCUGUGUUCAUAUCACUGGUUGCCUUCCUUUACUGUGUGCGUUAAUCUAGACCAUAAUGAGAUGUUAUCUCUAAUUGUGUGUGUGUGUGUCUUGGUAUGGCUUUAUGCACAGGUGAGUACAGGUGUCUUCAGAGUCUAGAAGAAAGCAUGGGAUCCCCUGGAUGUGGGGUUACAGGCACUUGUGACCUGGGUGUCCUGAAAUGGAAAGGACUACUCACCUGCUGAGCCUCUCUCCAGCCCUGCAUCUAAUUUUCAUGCCUCCCAGCUGGAGUUUAAAACGUGGUUUAACCGUAUGCUCCUAUAUUAGCAUUACCAGAAUUACUUGCUUUUUAAUAACCAUGUGAUAUAUUACUGACAUUUUCUGAUUUUUUUAAUUGGUUAAUAUUUCCAGCUUUAUCUUUAAAUUAUGUGCUUGAAUGUUAUGGUAGAUUUUAAUGCUAAGUAAUUAUAAUUUUAAUAUUCAUAAUAUUAAUCUAUUUUGCG
Messenger RNA from Alexandromys fortis (reed vole), 9548 nucleotides. It is a transcript of the gene Ccdc18, whose product is annotated as coiled-coil domain containing 18. NCBI's taxonomy places the organism in Eukaryota, Metazoa, Chordata, Mammalia, Rodentia, Cricetidae. The coding region runs from base 334 to 4719 and encodes 1461 amino acids. The record is from RefSeq and is a predicted model, not a curated record. The transcript is spliced from 29 exons.